Dioscorea cayenensis subsp. rotundata (Guinea yam) is the source of this 2418-nucleotide messenger RNA. Its product is annotated as DEAD-box ATP-dependent RNA helicase 7. NCBI's taxonomy places the organism in Eukaryota, Viridiplantae, Streptophyta, Magnoliopsida, Dioscoreales, Dioscoreaceae. Gene Ontology annotation, molecular function: ATP binding; RNA binding; helicase activity. The transcript has 14 exons. The record is from RefSeq and is a predicted model, not a curated record. Bases 65 to 2212 code for a protein of 715 amino acids.
CUUUUUCCUUCUCUUCUCUCCUGCCGCGCUUCAUCGAUCCAUAGCUCUCGCAGGAGCAGCCGCCAUGCCUUCUCUUCCCCUCCUCUCUGACGCUGAGGAAGCCAAGGUUUUGCAGCUUAAGAAGCCCAAGAAGGUCGAUUCCAUGGCUGUCGACCUCCCCUUCGCCGCCUCUGCUGAUGAUGAGAAGAAGAGCGAGAAAAAGAAGAAGAAGAAGAAGCAUAAGGAGAUCGAAUCUGAUGAGCUGGAGAUUGACGAUAUUGAGAAGAAGGUGAUGAAGAAGAAGAGGAAGGCGAGUGAUGAGGAGACGAGCGACACCAGUUUCGAUGCUGGAGUGCCCGUCGUUGAGGAUUCGAAGAAGAAAAAGAAGAAACUGAAGGUUGUGGAGGGUGAUGAUGGUGAGGUGAGUGGGAGUGGGGAAGAGGAUAGCGGGAAGAACCCAAACGCUGUGUCGAAUUUCAGAAUUUCUGAGCCGUUGAGGGAGAAAUUGAAAUCUAAGGGCAUUGGAUCGCUGUUCCCGAUCCAGGCUAUGACCUUUGAUGUUAUCCUUGAUGGGUCUGAUUUGGUUGGUAGGGCACGAACGGGACAGGGUAAAACCUUGGCUUUUGUGUUGCCUAUUCUGGAGUCUUUAAUAAAUGGAAAACACAAAGCAACAAGGAAGACUGGUUAUGGAAGGCCUCCAAGUGUUCUUGUACUGCUACCAACAAGGGAACUCGCAAAGCAGGUAUCUUCAGACUUUGAAGUUUAUGGUGGUGCUGUUGGCUUAUCUGCAUGUUGUGUAUAUGGAGGUGAUCCUUUUCGAGGCCAAGAAUUUGCCCUGAAAAAAGGGGUUGACAUUGUAGUUGGGACGCCUGGACGAGUCAAGGAUCACAUCGAGCGAGGAACCAUUGACCUGAAAUCAUUAAAGUUUCGUGUCCUUGAUGAAGCUGAUGAAAUGCUGAAUAUGGGAUUUGUUGAUGAUGUUGAACUUAUUCUUGGGAAAGUCGAGGACGUAAACAAAGUGCAAACACUUCUCUUUAGUGCCACCCUCCCUGAUUGGGUUAAGAAGAUAUCUGCAAGGUUUCUGAAACCUGAUAAGAAGACUGCUGAUCUUGUGGGAAAUGAGAAACUGAAGGCUAGUGCCAAUGUUCGACAUCUUGUUCUUCCUUGUUCUCGUGCUGCAAGGCCACAACUCAUUCCAGAUAUAGUUCGUUGUUACAGCCAUGGGGGCCGCACCAUUAUAUUCACUGAGACGAAGGAAUCUGCAUCUGAACUUGCUGGCUUGUUACCUGGAGCAAGGGCUUUGCAUGGAGAUAUUAUGCAGGCUCAACGUGAGGUCAUACUUGCUGGAUUCCGAUCUGGUCGAUUUUUGCUUCUUGUGGCCACAAAUGUAGCAGCACGAGGUUUGGACAUUAAUGAUGUUCAAUUAAUUAUCCAAUGUGAGCCACCACGUGAUGUUGAAGCUUAUAUUCAUCGUUCGGGUCGCACUGGCAGGGCGGGCAAUAGUGGAGUUGCUAUCCUACUCUAUGAACCAAAAUUUAAGCACUGCAUAACCAGAAUAGAGAGAGAAUCUGGUGUGAAGUUCGAGCAUAUUUCUGCACCCCAGCCUGCUGACAUUGCUGAAUCUGCUGGUUUUGAAGCUGCUGAAGCUAUCACAACUGUCUCUGACAGUGUGAUUCCUGUGUUCCGGUCCCAAGCAGAACAACUCUUAAAUUCCUCUGGUUUGCCAGUGGUUGAUCUUCUUGCAAAAGCACUUGCCAAGGCUGCUGGGUACACUGAUAUAAAGAAGAGGUCAUUGCUAUCUUCUUUGGAAAAUUACGUGACUCUCCUUCUUCAAGCUGGAAAACCAAUAUACUCGCCAUCAUUUGCUUUUAGUGCUCUGCGGAGAUUCUUACCUGAUGAAAAGAUCGAAGGUGUUAAGGGUCUUGCUCUCACUGCUGAUGGCAUGGGGGCAGUAUUUGAUGUGCCUGCGGAUGAGGUCUCCAACUUCAUUGAAGGCCAAGAAAAUGCCAGUAUGGUGACUAUAGAGGUUUUGGAGAAGCUACCGGCCUUGCAAGAAAAUGAACAUUCUCGAGGCAAUGGUGGAGGGCGAGGAAGGUUCGGAGGCGGAGGUGGUGGCCGGAGAUUUUCUGGAGGCAGAGGUGGUGGAGGCGGAGGUGGUGGUCGGAGAUUUUCUGGAGGCUCAUCUGGUGGGGGACGCCGUGGUGGUGGUAAUCGAUUUAAUAGGAGAAACUAAUCUUCUAUUUGAUGAUAUUCUAUGUUUUCAAAGUAACUUAAAUUUACUGAGUUUGUCAAAUGUGAGAUUUUUGCAACCUUAGUAGAGAGAAAUUAUAGGUUGUAUCAUCCGGCAAAGGAUCACUUAAACAAAUACUCUGUUUCCUGAACCUUAUUUUGUAUUUUCUUUUAUUAAUUUGAAUGAAGUUUUGGUUUUGAUUGAUAAUA